UUGGAGUUUUCCUUUGCGUGCUGGCCUUCGUCUCUUAUACAUCAGGUCAAAUGCCUGGUGGGAGAGGAGGAGACCUCUCACCCCAGAUGCUAACGGAGAUGAAAGAAACCAACAAGGCACUGAGAGAAAUCAGAGAACUGCUGAAGCAGCAGGUCAAAGAGAUAACCUUUUUGAAGAACACCGUGAUGGAGUGUGAUGCUUGUGGCUUGACUCCUGCGAUAGGCCCCCCAAUCACUGUUUUGAACCGCUGUUCUCCGAACCCAUGCUUCCCGGGGGUCACCUGCACCAGCACCCCAACCAGCUUCCAUUGUGGAUCCUGCCCUCUGGGUUACACAGGCAACGGGACCCACUGCAAGGACAUUAACGAGUGCACAGCCAGCCCCUGUUUCCCCAAAGUUCGCUGCAUCAAUACGGCGCCUGGUUUCCACUGUGAGUCAUGUCCUCCUGGCUACAGAGGACCAGCGCUGGAAGGAGUCGGCUUAGCGUUUGCCAGGGCCAAGAAGCAGAUCUGCAAUGAUAUCAACGAAUGCGAGGAAGGGGCUGCCAGGCCCUGCGUGGCAAAUUCCAUCUGCGUUAACACUCCGGGCUCCUACAAAUGUGGGGCGUGCAAAAGCGGCUUUGAAGGGGACCAGCGUUCUGGCUGCCGGAUCAAGACCAAGCGACGUUGCCCCAAUGGUCAACCAAGCCCUUGUCAUGAGAAAGCGGAGUGCAUUGUCGAGCGGGAUGGGACUCUCCUCUGCCAGUGCAUCAUCGGGUGGGCAGGAAAUGGCUACAUUUGUGGACGAGAUACCGACAUUGAUGGGUUUCCAGACGAGAAGCUUCCUUGCAGUGAUGAAAAGUGUAAGAAGGAUAACUGUGUGACGGUUCCCAACUCCGGCCAAGAAGACGCUGACAGGGAUGGGAUCGGUGAUGCCUGCGACGACGAUGCUGACGGGGACGGGAUAAAAAACUCCGAGGACAACUGUGUGUUUGUGCCCAACGCGGACCAGCAAAACGUAGAUCUAGACAACUUUGGGGAUGCUUGUGACAACUGCCGGAAUAUCAAGAACAACAACCAGUGGGAUAGCGAUGGCGACGGAUGGGGGGAUCUGUGUGACAACGAUAUGGAUGGAGACCGAAUUAAAAAUGACCUGGACAACUGCGCGAGGAUCCCAAACGCAGACCAGAAGGACACCGAUGGGGAUGGAGUUGGAGACGUCUGUGACAGCUGCCCCUUCAUCAGUAACCCAGAUCAGAAAGAUACUGACCACGAUCUUGUUGGAGACCCGUGUGACACCAACCAGGACACAGAUGGAGAUGGGCACCAGGAUUCCCGCGACAAUUGUCCUACGGUGCCCAAUAGUUCCCAGCUGGACUCUGACCAGGAUGGGCUCGGAGAUGAAUGUGAUGAUGAUGAUGAUAAUGAUGGCAUCCCGGAUCACAAGUCCCCAGGGCCUGACAACUGUCGUUUGGUCCCCAAUCCUAGCCAGCAGGACACAAAUCGAGAUGGUGUCGGAGAUGCUUGUCAGGAUGACUUUGAUAAGGACCUGGUGGUUGACCGGAUUGAUGUUUGCCCUGAAAAUGCCCAAGUGACGCUGACUGACUUCCGGGCCUUUCAAACCGUUGUGUUGGAUCCUGAAGGAGAUGCCCAGAUAGACCCCAACUGGAUUGUCCUCAACCAGGGUAUGGAAAUUGUGCAGACCAUGAACAGUGACCCAGGUUUAGCUGUGGGGUACACGGCAUUUAACGGGGUGGACUUUGAAGGCACCUUCCACGUGAACACGGUCACAGAUGACGAUUACGCAGGCUUCAUCUUUGGCUACCAGGACAGCGCCAGCUUCUACGUGGUGAUGUGGAAGCAGAUGGAACAAACCUACUGGCAGGCCAAUCCUUUCCGGGCGGUGGCAGAACCGGGCAUCCAGCUCAAGGCGGUGAAAUCAAAGACUGGGCCUGGAGAAUACCUGCGUAACUCACUCUGGCACACAGGGGACACCGCUGACCAGGUGAAGUUGCUGUGGAAAGACCCCCGGAACGUCGGCUGGAAAGAUAAGACUUCCUACCGCUGGUUCUUACAGCACCGGCCCCAGGUGGGCUACAUCCGGACUCGGUUCUAUGAGGGGUCUGACGUGGUGGCCGACACUGGCAUUGUCCUCGACACAACUAUGCGAGGGGGCCGUCUGGGGGUCUUCUGCUUCUCCCAGGAAAACAUCAUCUGGUCCAACCUGCGCUAUCGCUGCAAUGACACGAUCCCUGAAGACUAUGAGGCUUACCGGAACCAACACGACUACUAAAUGCUACUGCCGCUGGUGGAAAAAAAAGAGACUUGUUGCGCCCGCGCCACAUGCACUGCUUUCUGCUCCCUUCAAGAUAUAGUAAAUGGUGAACUGUCUCUUCAUAUGCGGCAAGCACCGUGUCCGCCAGCCCCUGCAGCCUCCCCACUACCCCUCCUAGGACCAACCUCACCCGAGAUCUGCUUCCACAAGACCCCGAAGAACCGUCAUUGCUCGACAUAGCGCAGAAGAGCCGUUCAUGCUCCGUGGCAGCUGCUAGCAAGUCCACAAGGGUGGACAUAACCAGGGGACCCUUCCUGGAAGGCGGAAGGGUCACCACCAGAGAAGUGGCUUCCUUGGGCAUCCUCCCCUGGGUGGUCUCCUGCCCUUGUCUUGCAUCCUUUUGGGUCAGCCACUGCUGAUGCUGAGGUGGGACACGGGCAGCCACCCAUUGUGGCCUCCCGGGUUUCGCUCCAUAACCUCUGCAAGAGAAGGAAAGUGCCUUUGGGGUCUCACCCCCGGUUCUCAAAUGGAGCACAUGCACAUAUAUACGCACAGGUAGUCUUCAACUUACGACCACAAUUGAGUCCCACAUUUCUGUGGCUAAGCAAGACAUUUGUUAAGUGACUGGUGCCCUAUUUUACAACAUUUCUUCAAGUGAACUACAGCGCCUGUUAAGUUAGUAUCCCAGUUGUGAAGUGAAUCUGGCUUCCCCACUGACUUUGCUUGGCAGAAGGCGAUCGCAAGACCCCGGGAUGCCACGACCGUCAAAAAAUAUGAACUGGUGGCCAAGCAUCCAACCCCCCCCCCCCCCCCCCCAACCACGGGGGAUGCUGCCAAGUUCGUGUGAAAAUCGAUCCUAAGUCAUUUUUUUCUCCAGUGCCGUUGCAACUUUGAAUGGUCACUAAGCGAAUGGUUGUAAGUCGAGGACUGCCUGUACAAGCUGAGGCUUCUGUGUGAUUCGGGAAUCUACCACCACCGCCACUCCCAACAGCUGAUGGGGAACCUGUCUGGUUCGGAAGCCACGCAGGCGGCCUUCAAAACCCCCAAGCAUUUUGGGCAGGGAGCAAACCUUAAUAGUAGAAUGCCAGCUUUGCACACCUCCAGUUAAGAGGACCAGAGAGCAAGUGAUGAACAGGUCUGCCUUGGCUUAAGUCCUGGAGAGUAAGUGCUUCCUGGUCCGGAGCUGAUCUUGAAUAAGACAGUUUCCUAAAGUAAUUCACUUAACCCAAUAAUCCAAGAUUCCACUAGAACAGUAUCUCUUGGGUCACUUGAAGAUGUGUGGACUUCAACUCCCAGAAUUCUAUUCAACCCAGUUAUGCUGGCUGGGGAAUUCUGGAAGUUGAAGUCCACGUACCUCCAAGUGGCCAAAGUUGAGAAACACUGUGUUAAAAAAUGCAGCUCUUCAUUGUUUAGGAGAAAUUUGGAGAGCCGUUUGUACAAAUACAGACUGUUCGGUUAAUAAAAUAACAUUUGU
Pseudonaja textilis is the source of this 3726-nucleotide messenger RNA. It is a transcript of the gene COMP, whose product is annotated as cartilage oligomeric matrix protein. Gene Ontology annotation, molecular function: calcium ion binding. Gene Ontology annotation, biological process: cell adhesion. Gene Ontology annotation, cellular component: extracellular region. The record is from RefSeq and is a predicted model, not a curated record. Lineage: Eukaryota; Metazoa; Chordata; Lepidosauria; Squamata; Elapidae.